This is a messenger RNA of Arachis ipaensis, 549 nucleotides long. RefSeq lists its product as uncharacterized. NCBI's taxonomy places the organism in Eukaryota, Viridiplantae, Streptophyta, Magnoliopsida, Fabales, Fabaceae. The record is from RefSeq and is a predicted model, not a curated record.
AUGAUAGCUGAAACUAAUGAGCAGAUAAAGAAAAUCCGAAGCCGAAUGCUUGUCGCUCAAAGCCGUCAAAAGAGCUAUGCUGAUCAAAGGCAGAAUCCUUUAGAAUUUGAAGAAGAAGAGCAUAUGUUUCUGAAAGUUACUCCAAGAACUGGAGUGGGUAGAGCAAUUAAAACAAAGAAACUGAAUCCUUGUUACAUCAGUCCAUUUGAAAUUCUGAAGAGGAUUGGACAAGUGGCUUAUAGGAUCGCUUUACCGCCGCAUCUUUCGAACCUGCACGAUGUGUUUCACGUGUCACAACUUUGGAAGUACACUCCUAAUGCAAGUCAUGUCCUAGAACCGGAAUCGGUUCAAGUAAGAGAAGAUCUGACACUUCCAGUAAUCCCGGUUAGGAUUGAUGACACCAGCAUCAAACGUUUGCACGGGAAAGAAGUAUCACUGGACCCGAUUAGCUUGAGAAAAAUGUUCAAUCUUGCUUCAUUGGUGCUUGAACAAGCAAUUGGAUAUGUUGGAAGCUUAAUCGGAAGCUUGGGAUUUGGUGCUAGUUGCUGA